AUGGCCGUAAUUAGUUGGCUACUUGUUCUUGGAUGGGAUUGUGAUGGCUUUAACAAUAAAUUCAAAACAGCAAUGUUGGUCACUUUCAAAACCAUCGCACAAGUCAGUUUUGAAAUUGAUUUGGAACCUGAACAAACUAUUAGCGAAGUGAAGAAAAAAAUUGCUAAAGAAAAGGGAGCCGAUGAGUUUCCUGUUGACUGUCAGAAGCUCAUUUAUAAUGGCAAAGUUCUUGAUGAUGCUCAAACAGUUGAGGAAAUCAAAAUUGAUACGUCCAAAUUCGUUGUGAUCAUGAUUACAAGAAAAAAACCACGUACGACUUCUCCAGUUCUACCCGUUCCUCAACCUUCGAAUGUACCGACUGCAGCUGCAGCCAACACUGCGGCUGUGGCAUCUGUAGUAACAGAUAUUAGCCAAUCAGUAACGCCGCCUAAUACAGAUAGUUUGACAUCCGAACAAGAAGCAACAGUGCAAGCAAUCAUUGCUAUGGGGUAUCCUCGUGACAAAGUGGUUCGUGCUCUGCGAGCAUCCUUUUUCAAUGGAGACCGUGCUGUAGAAUAUUUAUGCUCAGGUAUACCAGAGCCAGAGGAAAUAGAAUCUGUGGAUCAUGAAGAGGAGGAGCAUGAAGGCCUCGGUCUUGAUUUCCUACGUCAGAUGCCACAGUUCGAUCAGCUUCGUGAAAUGGUUCAAGCGAAUCCUUCGGUUCUUCCUCAAAUCAUACAGCAAAUAGCGCAGGCAAACCCAGCGCUUAUGGAUGCUAUACAGCAUAAUCAAGAAGAAUUUGUUAAUAUGUUGAAUACCGGUUCUACUGGUGCUAGUGGUGGAGGCAGAGGUGGAGCACAUCAGUUGCCUGUAUCAGGAGAACAGCGUCAAGUUGCCAUUCACGUUACCGAUGCGGAAAGGGAUGCUAUAGACCGGUUGAAAUCUAUGGGUUUUCCUGAACAACUGGUUAUCGAGGCUUACUUUGCAUGCGACAAAAAUGAAGAUCUUGCAGCUAAUUAUAUAUUAGCUCGUAUGGAUGAAGCAGCGGCAGAAUUUGAUGCACUGGAUCAUCAGGGAGAGGAGAGUCGUGGACAGUAA
Molecule: messenger RNA, 1077 nt
Organism: Thelazia callipaeda (thelaziosis nematode)
Lineage: Eukaryota; Metazoa; Nematoda; Chromadorea; Rhabditida; Thelaziidae
Source: the annotation of a GenBank genome assembly